Messenger RNA from Xenopus tropicalis (tropical clawed frog), 2697 nucleotides. RefSeq names its product transmembrane protein 174 (gene tmem174). The coding region runs from base 464 to 1255 and encodes 263 amino acids. The record is from RefSeq and is a predicted model, not a curated record. Lineage: Eukaryota; Metazoa; Chordata; Amphibia; Anura; Pipidae. The transcript has 3 exons.
GCUAAAAAUGAUUACUAAAAUGGCUGAUAAAGCUAUUUAUAAGGUGCUAAAAAAGAAUAAAGCACCUACUUGUCCUGCAGCUUCUGUAGUGCCCUUGUGAGUCCCACAUACAAGAUCCACUUCAUUAGACCACAAAGAAAUAGCCUCUGAGAGGAUAGUUUGGGAGCUUUGUCUGUGAGGGUCUGCAGCCAUGCUAGACUUUAAGUCUGCACAGUGGGAAGGGACUGUGGCUGUGGGAUAAGAGUAAACAAACAAACAAACCACGUUUCCAAGUUGGCAGGUAGCGUCUCUUUUGCAAUAAGUAUGGUUUGGGAAUACAAAGCUGCCAUGUCAUGCAUGUGUAUUGUUCUAUCUCAGAUGCUCAGACCUUUAUCCCUUGCUGCUAAAGUCUAUUGCUUUAUCAGACAAGCCGCAGUGAUCAUGUGACUGAACAACUGAACUUUUACCUUGGCAAAGGCUCGGAAUGCCUUUCCAUCCCGUAGCUGGGAACACAAGGCAUUCUAGAAUGGAACAGAACGACAGACAUGAUGAUGAUUUUGCUCCAAAUGUUUUUUCAAUCUCAUCUUAUCCAAGCAACCAAUCUGAUGCCCAUGUUUCAAGUGGGGACAAAGGUUGGGGCACCCUGCUGUUCUCUGGAAUCUUCCUGGCAUUAGUGGGGAUUGCUUUAACUGUGCUGGCAUGGGUGAACAAUAAGCAAACUGGUUUUGACUGGACUCGGUUAGUGGGACCCAUUCUGCUGAUUGCGGGUGCGAUGGCUGUACUGAUUUCUGUAGGGAAGUUUAUGAUGCUGACAUCAUGUAAGCCAUGCAAGAGCACGGAAGAGACGCCAUUAGAUACUGAGCAGCUUUCAGGAGGACAAUCUUUUGUUUUUACUGGAAUAAAUCAACCCAUAACUUUUCAUGGUGCUACUGUUGUACAGUAUAUUCCUCCCCCCUAUUCAACUCACGAUUUUACAGGAGGUGCAACACCCAUAUCUUCUAAUCCCAAUUCUAACCAUUCUGCAUGGGCUAAUGGGACUGCAUUAGGUCCCCCUCAGUAUUAUAACAUCUACCCAAUGGACAAUCCUGCUUUUGUACAAGAUGACCCAUCCCCAGCUCAACUAUCCAUGACUGAAGUAUAUGACAGUUUGCCUGAUGCUGCCUGGCUUUCUGAAGAUUUCCUGGGCACAAACAGAACAAAUGAACUGCCACCAUCAUAUGAUGAAAUCUUUCCGACAGUUAGAAGAGGUGGAACUGCAGAUUACAAACUGUCUUGACGACAGCUUCUCCCGGCCUAAAAACCUUUUGUGUAGCACUUGUAAUGGAUGAAUCAUGGAAUGGAAUCCUCUGCUGCUUAAACUGUCUAGAAGUUCAAGCCAAACAACUCAGGAAUUAGAGUUAUAAGGGUCAGAAUUCCCCUACUUUUUAAUCCAAUUGGUGGAGGUCCUAAUAUAAAGAGGCACAGAGGCUGACAUGGAGACCAGCGCAGCCUGCAGAGUGCAUGCCUACAACUGACCAUGAAGAUAUUGUUAUGUUGAAGACACAGAUUGGAUAGACCACCUGUGUAUAUGUGUAUAUGUGUAUAAGUUGCUGAUGUGUGUAUGUACAUCAUUUCCUGCUCAACCUAAUGUUGUUCUUUAAGGAGUUCACCUUGAAUAACUUGCAGACCACAUAUUGUUCCAUACUAUAUCACCAAUGGAAUAGAACGGCACCUACACAGGGAGGAAAGGGUGGUUUCCCUGCUUUAUCAUGCUGCCAAUGCCGUGAUAUACAAUAUUUCAGGGGUGAAGAGGCAGUUCAACCACCCCAAAAUGUUGGCGUGGGGCAGAGACAGAAAAUUCCUUAUCUAAUGAUGUGGAAAUUUAGUUGCCACAGCUUAUGUUUUAGAAAGACUGUAUUACCUCAUUGUUGGCAUGGGUGUAAUUGGCAUAUUCAGUAAAGCUUCUAGCAUAAAUAUAUUUGUGCGACCCCCUAGGUAUAUCAGAAAACAUAUGCCAGCAAUAACUGCAAAACACACAAUAUGAGCACAAACGUAUUUAUUUAAUGAGCAGAAAGCUUGAAUUCUUACAGAAACACAUCUGUUCCAUAAUGAUAUGUUUGCAUUCUGCGCUGAUGCUAUUUGGUUUUACCCAACCCAAAUUAUUGUUAUGCAAUUAGAUCCCCGCAUUUGUCUAUGGAACUCUCUAAACACAUUAAGGUUAAUUGGAAAAUGAACUCCAAAACAAUAUUAAGAAUCAUAAUAAAUGGUGUAUUUUGCGACGUAUAAUAUUUCUUCAGAAAAAUACACCGAAUGCAUCAAUGUCAAAAUGGUGUGCGUGUGAGCCAGAUGGCUCUGUUACGCAAGUGCAUUUUAUUUGGCUAAAUAGAAAUAUAAUUAGCUCGGCAUACAUGUAUUGGCAACUAGCGCGGCUACAAAUGGGAUCUACCUGCUUGGUUUAUUUACAUGCCUCUAAACACUAUAGUAUUUUGUGAAUAAAUAAAUGUAAAGCUAUGUAUGUACCAUUAGUUCAUAAUCAAGCUGAACAUGUGUGCCUUGUUUUCCUCUGUAACAUGUUAUGUAAACAAAUGAAGUAAAUGAGGAAUUCCCAAGCUCUCUCUCUCCCUAUAUAUAUAUUUUUUUUUUCCUUAAAACUAUACUUGUGUUUUAAAGGCAAUUGUCCGUCCAAUGUGUAAGCAGCAUGUACAAGUAAUAAAGUAAGAGGUGUACUGCUUUAUAAAA